AUGGCUCCCAGCACUACCACCGCCAAAGAGGCAGACUACAUCGUCGUCGGCGGCGGCACAGCCGGCCUCGUCGUCGCCAACCGCCUGUCCGAGGACCCCUCGGCCUCGGUGCUCGUUCUCGAGGCCGGCGCCGACCUCUCGGCCGACCCGCGCGUCAGCGGGCCCGCGCUCUUCAUGACGCUCUUCAACACCGACGCCGACUGGGCCUUCCGCACCGUGCCCCAGGCGGGCCUGCGCGGCCGCCGCAUCGAUGAGCCGCAGGGCCGGGCGCUUGGUGGCUCGUCGGCCAUCAACGGGCAGGCCUUUGUCGCGCCCGCGGCGGCGGGCAUCGACGCCUGGGCCGCGUUGGGCAGCGAGGGCUGGGGGUGGGAGGCGCUGCGGCCGUACUUUCGGCGCUGCUGCACGCUGACGGAGCCCGACGAGGAGACCAGGCGGCACCUCGGGGUCGACUGGCUGAGCGAGGAGGACAAGGGCACGGAUGGCCCGCUCAAGGUGUAUUUUCCGGCUGUCAAGGAGAAUCCCGUCGCCAAGUCUUGGAUCGAGGCUUUCAAGGGGAUGGGCAAGAUUACUACUGGUGAUCCGUUCUCGGGCAAGUCGGUGGGAGCGUACAGCAACCUUGCCACGGUGGAUCCGGUCGAAAAGGUCCGCAGCUACUCGUACUCGGCAUACGGUGCACCUGCUGCUCAGAGGAACAAUGUCCAGCUGGUCACGCAGGCCACUGUCCAGAAGAUCGUAUUCUCCCGGCCCAACUCGAGCGGCGAUGUUCGAGCCACGGGUGUGCAGGUGUCCGUCGCGGGUGGGGAUGUCGAAACAUUCUCCGCUAAGAAGGAAGUCAUCCUCGCCGCAGGCGUGUUCAACACACCGAAGGUGCUCGAGCUCUCGGGGGUCGGUCAGAAGGACCUACUCGAGAAGCAUGGCGUGCCUGUCGUUGUAGACAGCCCCGGCGUCGGUGAAAACCUCCAGAAUCACCUCCAUACGGCAGUAAGCUACGAGGUAGCCGACGGAGUUGCCACCGUCGAUGCACUCAUGCGGCAGGAGCCGGAAGCCCUCGCCGAGGCGCAGAGGCUCUACGUCGAGAAGCGCGAGGGUCCGCUCACCGUCGGCGGCAUCCAGUCCCACGCGUACAUGCCGCUCCCGGACAGCGCAAGGGUCCCUAUCAGCGAGAUUCUAGACAAGAACCCCCCGUCAACCAAGGACGCUACCUUUGUCGCCGCCGUACGCUCUAUCGUUGAGCGGGAGGACGAGAGCAGCUGCGCGUGGUUCAUCUUCCCGGCGCAGGGCAACCUGCACGAGGAGACCAGGAACACGGUGAUGCCGCAGAACUUUCUCACCUUCGCCCUCGCGCAGUGCUACCCCUUCUCGCGCGGCAGCAGCCACAUCUCGUCGGCAGACGCAGGCGCCGCGCCGGCCAUCGACCCGCGGUACUUCAGCCACCCGGCGGACCUGGAGCUCAUGGCCCGGCACCUGCAGGAGCUCGACAAGCUGCGGCAGCGGGCCGAGCUGGCGGCGUACCUCAAACCCGACGGGGCGCGCAACCACCCGGACUCGUUCCUCCUGGCGGACCCGGAGGUAGCCAGGAGGUACACGCUGGACACGGCGCGGUCGACGUACCACUGCUGCGGGACGGCGGCGAUGCUGCCGCGCGACAAGGGCGGGGUGGUCGACUCGAGGCUGGUCGUCUACGGGACGGAGAACCUGCGCGUGGUGGACGCGAGCGUGUUCCCGCUGAUUCCGCGGGGCAACAUCCAGAGCACGGUGUACGCGGUGGCUGAGAGGGCGGCCGAUAUCAUCAAGAAAGGGGUUUGA
Molecule: messenger RNA, 1806 nt
Organism: Thyridium curvatum
Lineage: Eukaryota; Fungi; Ascomycota; Sordariomycetes; Thyridiales; Thyridiaceae
Exons: 2
Coding region: 1-1806 (601 amino acids)
Molecular function (GO): oxidoreductase activity, acting on CH-OH group of donors; flavin adenine dinucleotide binding
Source: RefSeq, a predicted model, not a curated record